Messenger RNA from Vollenhovia emeryi, 1006 nucleotides. It is a transcript of the gene APC10, whose product is annotated as anaphase-promoting complex subunit 10. The transcript is spliced from 3 exons. Bases 368 to 937 code for a protein of 189 amino acids. NCBI's taxonomy places the organism in Eukaryota, Metazoa, Arthropoda, Insecta, Hymenoptera, Formicidae. Gene Ontology annotation, cellular component: anaphase-promoting complex. Gene Ontology annotation, biological process: anaphase-promoting complex-dependent catabolic process; protein K11-linked ubiquitination. The record is from RefSeq and is a predicted model, not a curated record.
ACGGCGAGUCGGGAGCGAAGGAGGCUGGUUUUUUAAAUGCGCGACGGUGGGCGUCGAGGAGACGCUCGCUGCGAUUUCGGGAGAGGUUGUUGUAAGUUGUAAUGCGAGUAUCCGGGAGUCGCGCGGCCCGCUGUCAUCGCGCACGACGUUCGAGCGGGCGUUGGAAGAGACGUCGGACAACGGGGCCGCCACGCUGAAGCGGCUCGCGGUGGCCUAACCUUUUCUCUCUCUUCUUUUUUACGUGGUGGAAAUCCUUCGGAUACGGGAUCCGGGCCUCGGGGAGAGGACCCGGGUUGUGCGGUGUAUCCGCCAAAACCGCCGCGGUGGCGUUGAUGGCCGGCCCCGGGUGGCCUAACCUAACCUAACUAUGAGCAACAAGACCAACAACAGCGGGGAGAUAGAUCCCGUGCAGGAGCAGCUGACCGGGCGGGUGCGGGAGGUCGGCAACUACGCGAUCUGGAGCUUGUCCAGCUGCAAGCCGGGCUUCGGCGUGGACCAGCUGCGCGACGACAUCACGGAGACGUACUGGCAGUCGGACGGGCAGCUGCCGCACCUGGUGAACAUACAGUUCAAGAGGAAGACGACCAUCCGCGACAUAUGCAUCUACACGGAUUACAAGCUGGACGAGAGCUACACGCCCAACAGGAUAAGCAUCAGAGCCGGGACCAACUUCAACGAUCUGCAGGAGGUGGAGGUGAUGGACCUGAAUGAGCCGAGCGGGUGGAUAGUGAUCCCCAUUAAGAACAUCAACGAUCGGCCCAUCCGAACGUUCAUGAUUCAGAUAGCGGUCAUUAGCAAUCACCAGAAUGGCAGGGACACCCAUAUGAGGCAGAUCAAGAUCCACAGCCCCGCGCAGGAUAUUCUUGGCCCGCCAGCGCCCUACAUCCCGGGACAAUUCCUCACCAAUGAGUUCUUACGCUACGCCACUAUUAGAUAGGACUUGUAAAUAAACUUCCUGAAUAUACAUAUUUAUACAUAUAUAUAUAAAAUUAAAUAUUAUCAACAU